AUUCAUGGUUUCAGGUUAGUGUCGUGUUUUCAGAGCCGCGGGAAGACGACACCUUUGGUCUUGAUCUGUCGAAGAUCGGCCGAGGACUGUGAAGUGUGAUCGAACAUUUCGCGGUGUAAACAUAAUGCUGCGCAACACGUUACUGGCCGGCAGUUCGGCGGCGAAUGGUUCCUUUGGGAUUUUGAGCGGCCUGCCAAACACCGUUUGCGUGCAAUGCGUCAGAUGGAAAAGAAAACCGCUUUGGUUGGGUACGGCGAAGAGCAAGCUAUUCCGGAUUCCGGAACGGCCAAAAAUCCCCAAAGAUGAGACAAUUGAGCUUCUGAGAUUACACAACAAUUACAGGACCCUCGUUAGAUCCAUACGGCAUCACAUAACAGAAGCUGUUAUCGGAAGUCAGGCGCGAGUCGAUACGGAGCUGCGUGCGAAACAGGAGGAGGAAGAUUUUGUCCGUUGCGUAGCUCUGAAUAAUGAGUGGAACGAAUCCAAAGCCAAGGCCAGAGAUGAGAGAUUAGCUAAGGCACGCGAAGUCAGGAGGGAGGAAAUACUUAGGAAAAUUAUAGCUCAAGAGCAAUUAGCCGCUAAGCAGCUUGAAAAUAUUGAAAAAACUGUUAAACGAGUUAAGGAGGAAGCGGUCACUUUUAUAACUGAGAAGAAUAUAGAUCAAGCCAUAGAAGACGCUUUAAAUAACCCUGUCGACCACAAUUGGGCACUCGAUCUAGAAGGGACGAUACAUCGCGGAAAGUAUGUUCAACCCCAAGCUAACGAAGGUCAGAGACAAAAGAGAAUGCAGCCUGGUGUCUGAAACAAAUGAUUGUAGAUUAAUGUAAAGUAUAGAAAUGGUACCGUUGGUUAGAAAGUGCAAGGUCGUAUUUUCUACCUUGAUAAUAAAUGUUUACUUCAAAAACGUUGUUGUGUUGUAUGCAUUUCUUAUUUCUGCACCUAAUGUGUAUAUCCUACUUAAAGUAUAAAUAAUCAGCACAUGAAUGAAGACGGACUCUUGACGUAAACAUGGUAAUAAGGCGCUGUCAAAGUUUACAAUUACUUGUAUUUUUAAAUGAUGAUCGUACUAUACUAUGCGAUACAUUUCUUCAAACCAAUGUUCAACGUCCAGUCUUAUUCAAGAACAAUAAUUUACAAAGCAUAUCGAUUGAGAAAAUGAAGAGAAUUCUGGGAAUCUUGCACAUGAAACUUAAUAAACAAACCUAGAUAAUGACAAUAUACCAGCAUCUUGUUAUAGAAAUCAUUUAUUGAAAAUGGUGUAUAACGUGGUUUAUAUACAAAGAAAAAAAAACGAAAGAAAAACUGAGAAACAAUAUUGCUGACACAUUGUUAAAAUCUGGUUACAUCAGCAGCAUGUAUAAUAAUAUUUAAUAAAAUCAUUUUUAACGUAACUGUAACGACGUACACUCGUCAGAUGAUACAGGAGGUAUGACACACAACAUCUGCAAGCGUAAUCUCGAUCUGUCUGGAGAUAUAGCACAAGAAUAUUUUAAAUAAAUUCUCACCAGUCUCGAAUACCGAAUGACAUUUUUUUUAAUGGGAAAGGAAGUCUGCGAAUGAAAGUAAGUUUGUAUCCAUCAAAAUUGAAAGCCUUAAAUUAAGCUCGGGUUCAUGUUUAAUCAAGUUUAUGGCAAUCCAAACAGAUCAAUUUUACGAAAUUGAAGUGUAAAUCUCUGGUUAACAUUUGGCAUUAUUUCUCUUAUAAAAUAAAUGUUGUAAUUGGCUAGAUUAUUGAAGAUUUGUUCUGACAAAUUGUUGGUUCAAGGUGGAAAAAUAUAUAUUCUAAGAAUAAGGUAUCACAUUAUCAUGCUACGUUUAUCAUUGUAGUUCAUACUGGUAUCUCUGUUCCCUAAUGAAUCCCAUGGCACAUAAAAAAAAUGCUGAUUAUAGACACUGUAAUGACCCUUGAAUUAAAUUUGGCCAUAAUAAUUAACUUUCUCAGCAAAUAGAACGUGUACCACUCGAUUGAUUAUGUUUCCACGUGAAUUCAUAUAAAUUUUUACAGUAAUAAAGCUGCCGUAGCAAGUUUGUGUCAUCAAAUUAAUGUUAUUUUGUCAAAACAAUGUUUUUUUUUUUUUUUCUCAUAUCUUUGGCUCCUACGUAGGUACACCCUAUUAUUUUCUACUGUAUAGUAUAUAUAGAAUGGAGAGUAAUAACGUUAACAUGAUUUUUCCUUGAAUGAAUAUUGUACUUGGCUGUAAAUCAUCACCAUAUAAAUAUGAAUAUGAUUUUUCUAACAAUCUUUCACUGUUUUUCUUCCCUGUAUUCUUGAAAAACCAUGGGGAUAAUAAUUCAUGACACAAUAAUUGAUUUGUACAAAUUGUUUGGGACACGUAUUGCUACUACUCUUUGUUAGUCUGCACAUCUCCAUGAAUAAGGAUUGUCGCGUGGUACUUAAGUAUCACUUAUUGGCAUCUUCUUACUUGUGAAAAAUGAAUUAUUUAAAUUGAUUGAUUACGUGAUAUAUGCAGUGAUGAUCGCAAGACCUUAAUAAGAUUGUAAUUAAGCUAUCGUUUUCAUGUUACGUUCGAGAUCAUAAUGUGUUCGGUUUCUUUCCUUCUUUUUGUUUUGUUACCUCAAAGAAUCCCUAAAUCACGUUAUAUACUUAAAAUCCUCACACUAACUUAGCUAUAUGUAUAGAUAAGUUUCUUAAUUUUCAAACAACAUACUUACACAAAGUAAUCGGUUGAAAAUGUCUAUAAAAUAAUUUUAAAAAUCUUAAACUACACCAUUUUACGUUUGUAAACUGUCAAUUUCGUAGAUGUAUCUAAUUUUUGUGUGCUCAUUUGAAGUGCAUUACACUGAUACAGUCAUACAUUAACAUAAAAGAUUACAGUUAAUUGGGCAAUUAAAAAUUGCAAAUAAUGGUUCAAUAACCGAAACGGACAACACAAGUCAUUUCUCAAAGUUAAUACUUUAAAAUUAGGUAUGGUAAUAUGAUUUCGUGUAUACGUAUACUUUGUCACAAGCAAAUUUGGACUCUUGUACGUAGUUUGAAUUCGCAACCUUACUAUAAAAGCAAUUUACUAUAAAAACACGGGAAGUUUUACAAGUUUUUAUUGUACCACUUGUUACCGAGUAGUAAAAUGAACACGGUUCACCCUAUGUUUAUUGCAAAAUUUUCAACAUACUUUGGUAACAUAUGAUCAUCGCUGAAUAGUUACGUCUUUCCCUGCUAACAAAAAUUUUACUGUCUCAGUCCUUAGUGAUUGAAAUU
Messenger RNA from Neodiprion fabricii, 3217 nucleotides. It is a transcript of the gene mRpS26, whose product is annotated as probable 28S ribosomal protein S26, mitochondrial. The record is from RefSeq and is a predicted model, not a curated record. The coding region runs from base 125 to 802 and encodes 225 amino acids. The transcript is spliced from 2 exons. Gene Ontology annotation, cellular component: mitochondrial small ribosomal subunit. NCBI's taxonomy places the organism in Eukaryota, Metazoa, Arthropoda, Insecta, Hymenoptera, Diprionidae.